This is a messenger RNA of Elaeis guineensis (African oil palm), 534 nucleotides long. NCBI's taxonomy places the organism in Eukaryota, Viridiplantae, Streptophyta, Magnoliopsida, Arecales, Arecaceae. The record is from RefSeq and is a predicted model, not a curated record.
AUGGUAGUUGCUGCGACCACUGCUUCUUCAACCGUUGACUCCCAAGCGAGAGUUCUGCUCCACUGGAAAUCCACCCUUCAAAAUCCACACACCCAACAACUCAGUUCUUGGUCUCUUUCCAACAACGCGUGCAUGUGGUAUGGUGUCACCUGCACGGAGAGCAAUGGAGGCCCAGCUGUGAUCACUGCCAUCAAGCUACCUCGUGCGGGCUUGGUAGGUAAGCUCGACGGCCUCAACUUCUCUGCCCUCCCAUCUCUCACCCUCCUCCACCUCCGACGCAACUAUUUGUUCGGAACAAUCCCACCCAGCAUAACCACGCUUUCCGCUCUCACCUCUCUCGAUCUCUCCGAUAAUCACCUUUCCGGCAAUCUGUCCAUCACUUUUGCUAGCCUCCCCAACCUGAUUGAGAUCGAUCUCUCCUCGAACAAAUUCACAGGCAUACUGCCUCCAGAGAUUGGUCAGCUCAAGAGUCUACGUGCCCUCCGUUUAUUCGAAAACUAUCUCACUGGUCCCAUCCCCUGGGACCCUUGGUAA